This is a messenger RNA of Fonsecaea nubica, 1290 nucleotides long. RefSeq lists its product as hypothetical. The record is from RefSeq and is a predicted model, not a curated record. Bases 1 to 1290 code for a protein of 429 amino acids. NCBI's taxonomy places the organism in Eukaryota, Fungi, Ascomycota, Eurotiomycetes, Chaetothyriales, Herpotrichiellaceae. The transcript is spliced from 3 exons.
AUGAGCAGUUUCCAAAACAUCGAGAAGCCGUCCUUCGUAUGGCACUGGAGGAGCUGGGAGGAUUUCAAAGCCGCCUCAUUGUUCACGUUGAGCAAUUAUGCCAACAUCAUUCUCCUGGUUGUCUUCCUUGUCUUGGCUUUAAACCAAGUGAGAGUCAAGAAUAAUGCGGCGAAAAAGAUCGGGUUUGAGAAUCGUUAUCUCAAAGCCCCUGAGUUCCCUCCGAUAGAAGAACAACCAGAGUUCGACUGGGAAACCACGGAACCUCUUCGUAUCCGACCUUUCAAACCUAAAUACCAUUUGACCAUGGAAGAGGCUGACUCUACACGAGCUGAAUCUGACGAGUCAGCACUUGAGAACCUCCCACCCUCGGAGUUACUAGUGAUGGACAGGAACUACGCAGACCGGGUCGCCUACCGUCGUAAAAUCAUAGCCGAGCACGGUGAGCACGUCGUUGCUGUAAAUGACGACUAUCGCAUUCGUCCCGCAGUGGUGGAACUCUACCAGUUUCUUUUCGGCACCUAUCUGCCACUGCGCUUUCCCAGGAUGUUCAAACUACACGAAACCGACUAUGAGGAGGGCAAGACGUUUAUGCUGGAAAACUUGGUGACGAAAGCACUGUUUCCCGCGAAGCCGUCACCUCGCACAUCGACGAAAAUGCUGCUUGAGACUCUCGGACGAACGCUGGACGAAGACUUUCUCUUCCUCCUUCCCGAAGAAGGGGAUCCGAGCAUGGACAAGAAGGAGACAAAUAACGAAAGCCAAGAAGAAGACACGAAAUAUAUUCUCGAAGCCUACGUCUGUUGCUGUCCUAGCGGCUUCGACCCCCGCGAGAAACUUGGUAAUCGACUCGCCAAGAUCCACGGCCCUGUGCCUGGCUACCCCCAAAAACUAGAAGCAUCAAUGGAUCGAUUCUUCUCCCGGCUCGAAGUGGGCAAAUACGUCCGCCGGGUCAACUGGUCCGUCACCACGAACACGGAACUUUAUGCGGCUGGGCGGGGCACCAACCACGCCCACGAGGGUGAUGAGGUCGAGGAACUCGAGGAAAUCGACGUCGACAAGACAUUCGUGAGGUGCGAGAGGCAGACGCUCCACAGGCUACCGAAGAGUAAGGCGCUGGUGUUCGCCUUCAAGACGUAUCUGUACCCGAUCGCCCAGGUGAAGGAGGAAGGAUCGGGCGAGGAACUCGCUCAGGCCAUUGACGGGCUGAAGGAGGGUAGCGUGCCCGCCAUGCACUUUUACAAACGCGGCGUUGUGUGGGGAGAGGCCGUCAAGAAGUACCUCAGAAGCUGA